Molecule: messenger RNA, 4782 nt
Organism: Pungitius pungitius (ninespine stickleback)
Lineage: Eukaryota; Metazoa; Chordata; Actinopteri; Perciformes; Gasterosteidae
Gene: slc71a2b
Product: major facilitator superfamily domain containing 14Bb
Exons: 12
Coding region: 231-1661 (476 amino acids)
Biological process (GO): transmembrane transport
Cellular component (GO): membrane
Molecular function (GO): transmembrane transporter activity
Source: RefSeq, a predicted model, not a curated record
AAACAAGUGGACAAACAGUGACGUCACAAUCAGAGCGGAGGAAUUUUUCUUGUCUCGUGUAAAAGCCGCCGAGCCUUCACGGUGCUUAACUGCUGAUUAAAGCCCAUGACCGCGCGCACACGCAGCUCUACUUCACACCGCAGCGGGACAUCCUGGAAGAGACGGAGACACCUCGGGAGGAUGACGAGCCGCGGGACCUGGGUGUGAAAGUCGUCACGGCAAGAUGUGAGAUGAACCGGGGGAGGACGGCGACCACCGAGGCCAGCGGCAUCAUGUUGGUCCGGGGCUCGCGAGGCCGAGCCAGAGUGACUCACGCCGUGGUGGUGAUCUUCCUGGAGUUCUUCGCCUGGGGGCUGCUGACCACGCCCAUGCUGACGGUCCUCCAUGAGACGUUUCCUCAGCACACCUUCCUGAUGAACGGCCUGGUUCACGGCGUCAAGGGCUUCCUGUCGUUCCUCUCGGCUCCUCUGAUUGGUGCCCUGUCGGACAUCUGGGGCAGGAAGUCCUUCCUCCUCAUGACGGUGUUCUUCACCUGCGCCCCCAUCCCCUUCAUGAGGAUCAGCCCCUGGUGGUACUUCGCCCUGAUCUCCGUGUCGGGGAUCUUCGCUGUGACCUUCUCGGUGAUCUUCGCCUACGUGGCCGACAUCACGGAGGAGCACGAGAGGAGCACCGCCUACGGACUGGUGUCGGCGACCUUCGCCGCCAGCCUGGUGACGAGCCCGGCCAUCGGCGCCUACCUGUCGGCGCAGUACGGCGACAGCCUGGUGGUCCUGGUCGCCACGGUGAUCUCUGUGGCGGACAUCGCCUUCGUGUUCUUCGUGGUCCCCGAGUCGCUGCCGGACAAAAUGAGGCUGACGUCGUGGGGCUUCCCCAUCUCCUGGGAGCAGGCCGACCCCUUCUCCUCUCUGCGUCGCGUUGGGAAAGACACCACAGUGCUGCUGAUCUGUGUCACCGUGUUCCUCUCAUACCUCCCUGAAGCAGGACAGUACUCCAGCUUCUUCCUCUACCUGAGACAGGUGAUUGAGUUUUCUCCUGCAGCCAUCGCUGCCUUCAUCGCCAUGGUGGGAAUCCUCUCCAUCGUCGCUCAGACUCUGUUCCUCGGGGUUCUGAUGAGGACCAUCGGGAACAAGAACACCGUUCUCCUGGGUCUGGGCUUCCAGCUCUUCCAGCUGGCCUGGUACGGCUUCGGCUCCGAGCCCUGGAUGAUGUGGGCAGCAGGAACGGUGGCAGCCAUGUCCUCCAUCACUUUUCCAGCCGUCUCCGCUCUGGUGUCCGUCAGCGCAUCAGCUGACCAGCAAGGUGUGGCCCAGGGGAUGAUCACAGGUAUCAGAGGUCUCUGUAACGGUUUGGGUCCGGCUCUCUACGGCUUCAUCUUCUUCCUCUUCAACGUGGAGCUGAACGACAUACCGCCGGUGGCGGGACGGCCCGCACAGGUCACUGAGAAGUCGAUGAUCCCCGGUCCUCCGUUCCUGUUCGGUGCGUUUGCCGUCUUAUUCGCUCUCCUAGUCGCCAUCUUCAUCCCCGAUCACCGAUUGGACGACGCCAAGACCUGCAAAACUGGCAGCGCCUCCGCCGCCCACCCUCAGAGCGCCGGCCCUCUGGCCACGCCCACCAGCGACACGGAGGACAUUGAGCCGCUCCUUCAGGACAGCAGCAUGUGACAGUAGAGCCCCGCCUCCCCCAACCUCCCGGGCCAAUCACGAGGCCAUAAGCACCGCCAACUACUCCCGCCCCUUUCAGAAUAAACCUUUCAGAUUUUUUUUUAUUUCUUCAAUUUCGGACUGUCGGGCGGCAAUCGCACUGACGAGCUUUACCUCCUCACGAUCAAUCAUGCAGUUAGAAGUCAAUAACAUUUCUGUCAUUUUUAUACAUGAUCUCCAUUUCGUAGCUCAGGUGUAUUUGGGGAGCAGUAACCGUAGUAACAGAAUGAAUCAUAACAAAUCAUGCUACACAUGAUCAUUUUGUAGACCUUGCUCACGCUGAUAUAUCACAUAUUAUCUUUAUUAUCUUUUUAAAAGCUUACACGCCAGCGUCCGAUGCUUCACGUUAUUAGACAAAAGAAUUAUUCCUUUUGUAGGUUUAAGAGAUUCCUUUUUUAAUUAUGUAAAUCCACAAAAUGAGUCACAGCUGACAAAUUAGUCAUCAGAGAGACAUUAUUAAAUCAUAACCACUUUACUAGAAUUGAGGAUUUUGCUUUGAAUUUUACUCCUUGAAUGUAAAUAAAAUGUCGCUCGGCGUCCAGCGGCGUUACUCGAGUUCCUGUUUGCUUUGAGGACGACGCGCCCGGACGUCCUCAUAGCCCUCCGUCUGGUUUCCCCCCGUCUGCUGCCGCCCCAACGCUCCGUCUGGUUUCCCCCAGUCUGCUGCCGCCCCAACGCUCCGUCUGGUUUCCCCCCGUCUGCUGCCGCCCCAACGCUCCGUCUGGUUUCCCUCCGUCUGGUUGCCGCCCCAACGCUCCGUCUGGUUUCCCUCCGUCUGGUUGCCGCCCCAACGCUCCGUCUGGUUUCCCUCCGUCUGGUUUCCCUCCGUCUGCUGCCGCCCCAACGCUCCGUCUGGUUUCCCUCCGUCUGGUUGCCGCCCCAACGCUCCGUCUGGUUUCCCUCCGUCUGGUUGCCGCCCCAACGCUCCGUCUGGUUUCCCUCCGUCUGGUUGCCGCCCCAACGCUCCGUCUGGUUUCCCUCCGUCUGCUGCCGCCCCAACGCUCCGUCUGGUUUCCCUCCGUCUGCUGCCGCCCCAACGCUCCGUCUGGUUUCCCUCCGUCUGCUGCCGCCCCAACGCUCCGUCUGGUUUCCCUCCGUCUGCUGCCGCCCCAACGCUCCGUCUGGUUUCCCCCCGUCUGCUGCCGCCCCAACGCUCCGUCUGGUUUCCCUCCGUCUGCUGCCGCCCCAACGCUCCGUCUGGUUUCCCCCAGUCUGCUGCUGCACUGGACUCCAGGUGUGCAGAGGCCAGGAGAUCAAGCUGUGCUCACAGCUCACGCCACGACUCCCCAUCCAUGGCGCUUUGUUUUGUUGUGGAAGCAGUCAGGGGGGCGGUGAGGUCACAGCUGCUCGGCAUUGUGGGAAACGCCAGCGUGCUUGUUUCCUGUUGUCGCUGUUAAUAAUUUAAUUUCCUCAUUAACGGACGGCUGAUCUAUUUUUUUUCUUCUCGCAGCGUAUAAUAAGUAACGUGUGGAUAUCGGUUACCACGACAACGGAAACAUAGGAAAGUCCAUGAAAUUACUCCAAACAGUUUGAGGUCUUUGGGUCGAUCCGGGGGGGGGGGGGGGUCGGUCAUCUGAUCAGACCCCCCCUCACAAAGCCUUAAAGCACACUGCACUCUGAUUGGCUGAUUAAUCCCACAUGUUUCAUCUUAGUGAGGCUCCUCCCGUGUGCCGUUAGUAAGUAGCGCUGCUUUUUAGAGUCGGAGCUUUGAUGUUUUUGUUUCCAGAUUUUUUGCGAUGUGGGACCUCCUCCUCGCCUGUCAGUACUGUAUCGACUCAAGGGUCCCCAGUGCCCCAGUGCAUGCUGGGAGUGGUUGACUUUUAUUUCAGGUAAAAUCAGACUGAGGAGACGUGAAACUUGGUGUAAAGUAGCAUGCGCACGGUGCUGCAGUCUGCGUGGUGCGUUCAAGUACCCCUAACUGCCCAUUUAAAUCUGAUCCUGAGCUCCUGAUGUUGAAAAUGUCUUCGGAUUAUGUCCUUGAACGCAUCAUCCAGCAGUCUCCCACACAUUGGUGCCGAUAAUCAAGCUUCACAGAAUCAUCGCCCCCUGACGGGAAAACGUGCUGCGUUCAAAGUCCAUCUGUUCUUUCACACAACUAAGCAAAAUCUAUUGCUUUCUACUUUUCACUUUCGACACAGCUGCCACUUUUUUCCCGCUGGGGACUUGAAUGCAGCAUCAAACGAUGAUGAUGAUGAUGAUGAAGGAAUAGCUUCACGAAGCACAAUCAACGUUACUGAUUCUUUUUAUUUUAACGUGCCGUUCACUCUUCAGAGAUGUCACGGACUGACUGUUGGACCUGGAGUGUAUUUUUCUAGUCAGUUGUGACUCCAUCUCCCAGAAUGCACCAGAGUUAUGGGCUCUUAUGUUGCUGAGUUCAAGUCCUGUCGGAAAGCUCAGCUCUGGUCCAGACAACUAGUUUCCUACAUUUUUAGAAAACAACUCUUCUCUUCCACAGGAAACUUUGUAAUAUUAAUAUUUAUGUUUUAGUGAAAUCAUGUCUCAAAGAUGACUUCUAUUAAACAUAUUUACACCAUGAAAGGCAUAAUAUUCAAACUAUUCAGUGGGAAUUAAGAUUUUUAACUUCUAAAUUCAUAUGAAUGGAGUCAUGUUUUGGGUUCCAAACGCCAGGAUUUCAUUUUAAACCGAAUGUUUGGAUUUUUCUUGGUUUAAGAUUUAAUUUGAUCAAAGCUGGUUUGAUCUUCAUUAUAACUAAUCAAAAUGUGGAAGAGCUCAACUUUCCGACGGGCACUGAAGAAACCACAUGUCUGCAAACGUAUUUUAGCUGACUAUCGUUAGAACAUUCCUCCUCCUCCUCCUCCUCUCCCCUCGAAAGAUGAAGCUGGACUCUGCUGCCUCCUCCUCCUCCUCCUCCUCUUCCUCUAAUGAAGCAGGACUUUUAUUUACGCCUCCUUUGCUUCUGACUUUGUGCCUGAAAUCAUUCUAUGUUCAUAUCAAAGUGUUUUUAUAGAGAAACAAAGACACUGAAUGACGUCUUUGUUUUGUUUUAUCUUAUUGACAACAUAAUUUUGAAUAAUAUCUAUAAAAAUAAUAAUGGUAAUAAAGAGAAAUUUAUGAAAAUUGA